UUUCUGAAGGCUAUGGGAGGAAAGCACCCUAUAUCAAUUUUCACUGAUCAAGAUGCAGCUAUUGCUGCUGGAAUAGAACAGGUUUUUCCUUCUUCAAGACACAGGUUAUGCUUGUGGCACUUGAGUAAAAAUGCAAACAGUAGGUUUGGUUUAUUGAAGUCUGAUAAAAAUUUCAAAAACGCAUUCUACAAGUGUUUAAGUGGGUGUAUAACACCAAAUGAUUUUGAAGAAACUUGGAAAUCUAUGAUCAACACUUUUAAGCUGGAAAAAGAUGACUGGUUCAACAGAUUGUAUGGUCUUAAAGAAAAAUGGUGUACAACUUUAAGUAAAGAUUUUUUUUCUGCCGGUAUACUUUCUUCACAAAGGAGUGAAAGUACAAACCAUGCUGUUGGAUUUAAAGCAAAUAAAAGUACAACAUUAACAGAGUUCUAUAGUAUUUUUCAAGCUACAAUAAAUCGAUGGAGAAAAAUCGAAGAAAAAGACGACUUUGACUGUACAAGGGGAAUACCUACUUCAGAGCUAAGUAUGAGUGCUAUAUUAAAACAGGAAGCAAAUGUAUACACGAUAACACUUUUCCGUGAUUUUGAAGAAUAA
Messenger RNA from Spinacia oleracea (spinach), 594 nucleotides. RefSeq names its product protein FAR1-RELATED SEQUENCE 5-like. The transcript is spliced from 2 exons. Lineage: Eukaryota; Viridiplantae; Streptophyta; Magnoliopsida; Caryophyllales; Amaranthaceae. The coding region runs from base 13 to 594 and encodes 193 amino acids. The record is from RefSeq and is a predicted model, not a curated record.